CGACCACUUCCGGGAUUUGACGCCUGAGGGAUAAAUGAAAAUGACAAAGAAUGAAAACAGGAAUGUAUUUACUGUUUAAGGAAACAAAUCAAACCCAAUGUGUUGGACCUUCAAGAUAAGAUGACAUUUAAAUUUAAGAAAUUAUUUGGCAUACUGCACUAGAUAGUUACCUACUAGCUUAUCUGAGAUUACUGGGCAUAUUACUGACCAAUCACCAUGGAUAACGAAGAAAUGGAGGCUUAUCUCGACUUUUCACUAAUGGCAGAAAGAAAUCAAACACAGAAUAUCACCUUACAUCAUAUCGAUAAAAACACAGAUGACAUUGAAAACAACUUGAAAGGCAAUUGGAAUGAAUCGAGUGAGCUUGCCGUUAGUGCUUCAGCACCUCAUGGACACGACUUAUCAAAUGAAUAUUUAAUUACAAAAUCCAACCAAAACGUUCAGUUCACAACUACUGACAAUUUCCUUUUAGUUUCAGGAAGACAGGGACAUGAAGAUACAAAGAGUAUUGAUUCCAGUGCCAUUAUGAAAAUGGAAGUUAGGAAGUCUUUUUGAUCAGGUCAACCACACAAAAUCAUUGAAGGAUGGAGAAACGUUUCCUAAGGUCGUUGACAAUUCUACAGUGUUCGACAAACAAGGAGAGAGUAUGAAUGAUAAACAAUUAAAUUACACUACAUGGAACUACAAUGAUGAAAUUGUAGUGUUGAAUCUUUCAAGAGGAGAAAAGAGCCUGGCAGAGCCAGUCCCUGGAACUUCGAACUCUACAGAUAAUAUUGUUGUCCAGUUUGAAAGUGAUCUCCAGUCAGAAGCUGGAAUACAUAUAGAUUUAAUUCAAAAGGCCAAGGAUGAAUCUCAGUUUGAUGAUAAAAAUGAAAAUCAUAGAAGUGACAGAAAACCGCUGAUUUCAGAACUUAGUGAUUCAUUAGGUGAAUCUGAUCAUUCCAAGGGAGGUAAUAAGGUUUUCCAGGUUGGUGACAUGGUAAUAAAUUCAGAUUCAGCUAUGGUAGAUCAUGGAAGGGGAGAUAAUUCGGAGGAACUAAUUGACAUCAAAAAUUAUUCAGAUGAAGGUGUUACAGAGGUAAAGUACGAAACUGAUCUUGAACCAAACAUGUACAUCUCAAGGAAGAGGAAAGUUGACAUGAAUGUGAACAGUCUUUCAGAGACACAUUUUGACCAUUCAAGAUCACAGGAAGUGAAAAUAGGAGGAAAUUUCCCACUGAAAGCCAAGUCUCCCAUCAAAAUGACAUUUAAAAAAAGGAAAUAUGAAAUGGAAGGUUUGUGUAAAAAAGACAAUGUAAAUGAAACAUUGGGAGAAAAUGAUAUUGAAGGGGAUGAGAAAUGCUGUCCAGAGAAAAUAGAGACGUCUGCAAGUAAUGACAGCGAUUACUGUGCUGUUCACGGUGAACUUGGAGAAGAAAAUGUUCCACUAGACUACUCCAUGCAUGCUACACUUGUCCGCGAAAAUUUGUCGAAGAGUGUCAUGACAGAUCAGGCAGCUUCAAAACCUCUCUGUGACACUGAUGCUACUACGAGUGAUCAGGAUCAAGAAAGCUUUUGCAGUUCUUUGAAACUUGUAUCUGUCAAUGAAAUGGAACAGAAAAAAUCCUCUGAGAGCCAAAUCAAAUCUGGAAAUGAAAGUAGCACAGCUGAUGAAACUGAUGAAUCAGAUGCCAAGGAUGAUGAAACAGACCAAAAAGAAAUAGGACAUGUUGACAAGUUUGUGUUAGAAAGGUUGAUUAAAUCUUGUCAGGAAAAGAAGAAAUCUAAGCUAAAAACGACAGAAAGUAGCAACUCAAAAGGAAUAGUCUUUAACUGUGAUAAAUGCUCCAAGACCUUUACUAGAAAGUCAACAUGGCGUCACCAUGUAAAAAUCCAUGUUGAUGACAAGUUUAAGGAGUGUAAGAUUUGCGGAAAGAAACUGAAAUUUUCUGGUAAUAUGUUAUCUCAUCUGAAAACUCACACUGGCGACCGACCGUUUAAGUGUGAGUUUUGUGAGAAAACAUUCACACGUGCUGCGAGUCUUUACACUCAUGUCCGAUCUCACACAGGGGAAAAGGCAUUCUUGUGCGAAAUUUGUGGAAAAGGAUUUGCAGACAAAAGUCAUUACCGCAGGCAUUUAAGAAUUCACUCCGGCAUUAAACCAUUCAAAUGUGAAGUUUGUGAUAUGGCUUUCACACAAAGCUGGAGUUUGAAGUCGCACAUGCUGAGCCAUGCGGAGGAGAAACCACACACCUGUUCUCUCUGUGGUAAGGGUUACACACAGAAAGCAUACCUUGAAAGUCACAUGCGGUCCCAUACAGGGGAGCGACCCUUCAGUUGUGAGACAUGCGGGAAAAGUUUCAGCGACAGCAGUUGCAUGAGGAGACAUGCCAAGUCGCACCUGGGCGAACGGUCAUUUAUUUGUGAACUUUGUGGUAAAGCGUUCGGACGUGGCUGGAAUCUGACCGUCCACAUGAGAAUUCACUAUGACGACAAACGUUUCGAAUGUUAUAUUUGUGGUAAAGCAUUUGUACAGAAGAUCAAUCUUGACAAACAUAUUCUUACACACCCUGUUGAACCGUGUGAUUAAGAUUAGGAUUGUGGAUAAAAUAUGUUAACCAAUAUUUAUUAGUGAGCAAUUUUCAUACUGUAUCCAUACAUUCGUAGAAACUUAUAAGCUAAAAAGUAACACAUUUUUAAAAGACACACCAUCUUAUUAUUUCUGUAAACAUUGUUGAAAUUUGAUUAAAUUGUUAAAUACUAGAUUUUUGCUUUUUUAAGGAUGGUAAUUAUAUAAUGGGCCCAUUACAGGUUGAAAUUAUUGAAUAUUUAAAUAAAAUUUUAUAUUGUGUAAUUUUAUUGAAAUAAAGAAAUUCUGAAAGUAAUUUUUAAAUAAAACACAAUUUGACAUGUGGUUUCAUUUGCAUAUUUGUAUAUUAAUACCUAGACUUUUAUUUACAUACAGGUCAUCCUUUUGGUAUUGACAAACAGUGUCUUCUGGGAUUUCAAGACCUGGAAAUUUAUCUGAAUACAAAUUUUUCGCCAAUAUAAAAUAUUCACUUCAAAGCCACAUUUUACAGUAUUUUUCAAAUUGAAACAAAUAGUUGGGGAAAAAACACAAUCUUAUAUCUCUAUAGAUGUUUAAUUUGACGACUUUGACAUUCACAACAAUGUCUCAAUCAUAAUUCAUUUAAGCAUUGAUGUCAUUUUUUUUUUAGUUUCAUCAGGGUAUGAAACAAAUUUUAUUUGCAAACUGUAUGAAUCUGCGUAGUGGAUUCUUACAGAAGUUUGCAAACAAAAUUUGUUUCAUACCCCGAUUAAACUAAAAAAUAAUUGACAUCAACACUUAUAAUUAAUUUUUGAAAAUGAUUUUCUAAUUUAAAACAUGUUUUAUGUACAAUUUUACUGGUUUUAAAUGGGAUUCUUUUUCUCAAAUCAAUACGCAACGUCAAUUGUUGUAUUGUGACGUCACAUUUUUCGCGCCAUUCACGGAAUUUCUUUCAUAGAAGAAUGAAAAGAAUUUUUCGACCAAUCAGAUUUGAGUAUUUACCAUGAAAACAAAGAAAAAUUAAUCAUAUAAUUAUAUUGACCAAAGACGAAAAAGGAAGGAGCACAUACAUGUAUCAUGAUCAGCUCAUAACAAGUCAAUUUACUUAUUUAUAACUCUGAAAAAAAUAUACCGGCAGGGAAACACGGUGGUAAGAAAAUUUAUUACUCUAAAAAAAUAUACCAGCAGGGUAAAGGUGGUCUUAAAAUGUAACCAAGUGCUACGUGAGGCUGUGAUGGCCUGGAGUUUUAGAUACAUAUACUUUGUAUAUAAUAUAGGUAUAUAUACAUGUAAUUGUGUGAAUUACAAAACAAGUUGAAUCUAAUCAUUGUUCGUUACAGAGAUUUAUUUUACAUUUAUCCAUAACACCAUUUUCAAAUAUAUAGUACACAGAUGAAUAUUGACCUCAAAAUGUAGCUAAACAUAUUUUUUUCAUUGAUAUAUUAAAUAUACAAUGUGUAACCAAAUCUUUAAGAUUUUUUAAACUGAAGAAUGAAAUCCACAUUUAUUGUUGACCUAAAUUAAACUGUUCUUUUAAUUUACUGGUGGAUGUUCAUUGCGGGAAAGUUAGUACGUACGUAUAUUAGACUACUAAUUUCUAGGAGACAUAUUUUAGCUCACCUGGUCCAAAGGACCAAGGUGAGCUUAUGCCAUACCGUGGCGUCUGUCGUCCGUCCGUCCGUCAACAAUUGACUUAUUUGACUUCUUCUU
Pecten maximus is the source of this 4237-nucleotide messenger RNA. Its product is annotated as zinc finger protein 2 homolog. The transcript is spliced from 2 exons. Lineage: Eukaryota; Metazoa; Mollusca; Bivalvia; Pectinida; Pectinidae. Gene Ontology annotation, cellular component: nucleus. The record is from RefSeq and is a predicted model, not a curated record. The coding region runs from base 647 to 2569 and encodes 640 amino acids.